AAAAAAAAAAAAAAAAAAAAAAAUUCCUCUAAACAGAGUACUCGGAGAAAAAAGUUCUCUGAAUAGAGAGGAUCCUAAAACCCUAGAAAGAAGGAAAGAGGUGGAGAAAUGUACGGAUAUUCUCUCUCUUCUUCCAUUCGUCGCCGAGCUACGACGGUUCGUUCUCUGAUUUCUCUCUUUGGGACCAAACCCGUAUCGCUUCUACAAUCCUAUGGCCGCUUUGGCCAGCUCAGUGCUGCCCCAAGAUUGGAAGAAACCAAGCCAUUCUCUACAGAUACGCCACGAGUAGCACACGGUUGUGUUGAGAGUAUUUGUGGUGGUUCUCAUUCUUGUGAGAAUUUUGCAAGAGGUGGAUUUGCUGGAACUUCAGGGCUGAGUUUUGGUUUGAUGAAUGUAAGAAAGAAUUUCUCUACUCCCUAUGCUUUGAGUUUUCGGAGCUGCAUAUUUUCUUCCAGUCGAAACAAUAUUGAGACUGGGGGGAAUUCUAGGUCCAUGAACUUUGUUAGGGGAAUUAUAGAGGAAGAUGGGAAGGACAUCAUGGGGGGUUCUCGAUACAAUGUAGAGCAAAAUGCUGAUAUUGUCCACAUAAAGCUGCUGCGUAACAAUACUUUUGUUACAGUGACGGAUUCUAAAGGGGACACAAAAUGCAAGGCCUCUGCGGGAUGUUUGCCAGAAAUGAAAGGGGGAGCUAAACUGUCUCGAUAUGCUGCUGAAGCAACUUCGGAACACGUGGGACGAAUGUCCCGAAGUAUGGGGUUGAAAUCAGUUGUAAUGAAGGUGAAAGGGUUUACUUAUUUUAAAAAGAAAAGGCAAGCAAUCAUGAGCUGGAGAGAGGGCUUCACUAAUUCUCGAGCGGAUCCGAAUCCAAUUGUAUACAUCGAAGACACAACUCGUCGUCCUCAUAAUGGCUGUCGGCUCCCAAAAAAGCGCCGUAUUUAAGCAGUGGUAGUCUGGAUGGUGAAUGCUGACAGGGAGGGAGCAUUAGGAUGAGGAUUGAGGAAUUUGUCGAGUACUAGCUGAACUUAGUGGUGCAAAUAAACUUCUGCAAGAUGUCUUGGAUGUACUUAUUUUGUUUGAAGAUUGAAUUCAUUUUGAUUUAGGUGCAAAAUUGACAUCACUUGUUUAGUUCACAUAAA
This is a messenger RNA of Alnus glutinosa, 1136 nucleotides long. Its product is annotated as small ribosomal subunit protein uS11m-like. Gene Ontology annotation, biological process: ribosomal small subunit assembly; translation; maturation of SSU-rRNA from tricistronic rRNA transcript (SSU-rRNA, 5.8S rRNA, LSU-rRNA). Gene Ontology annotation, cellular component: mitochondrial small ribosomal subunit; ribosome. Gene Ontology annotation, molecular function: mRNA 5'-UTR binding; small ribosomal subunit rRNA binding; structural constituent of ribosome. NCBI's taxonomy places the organism in Eukaryota, Viridiplantae, Streptophyta, Magnoliopsida, Fagales, Betulaceae. The coding region runs from base 109 to 939 and encodes 276 amino acids. The record is from RefSeq and is a predicted model, not a curated record. The transcript has 2 exons.